AACCCAAGGCGAGUCCCCUCCGCUGAGGAACGGGGAGACACGGACUGGCUCGGGGUCCGGGUGCUGUCUGCGUUCAAACAGAGGCAGGAGACAACCAUACCACACACUCCUAACGUCCUCCCAACGGCCAAAGUUAUACUGAAGAGUAAGAGAGCAGGUAUGGAAAAUAACGUGGCACCUUAGAGGAAGAAAAAUAAGUGUUAGACAGCAUCUGGACUGCAAGUGUGGACCUCCUCGCCACAUCAAUUCUGCCUAUGACCCUGCGCUCCACCGCUUUCAAGAACACUGCAACCUCCAGAAAAAAAACCUUUGACUAGCGUUGCCAUAACGCAAUGCAUCGAGAAGAAAAAUCGACCGUAAUUCCGUGUGAAGUAAGACUACAACUCGUAGAUAGUUAAAACCAGAACGCCGACCUCUGUGACCAGGAACACUAUUUCCAAUGUUUAGUCUACUAACGGGGUUUCAGGGCCAAGGAAAACAAUCUAGUUACGCCGAAAGUAACAUAAUUUCUGACCCAUUGUUUUGUGUUGUUUUUUUGCUUCCGUUCUACUGCCUCUUUCUUGAAAUUGUGUCGUCUACACUACAGGCAGUCAGUUGUUUAAUUUAUCGCGACAACAGUCUUACCAUUGACUGCAACUCGAGAGCCUAUCUAAAUAUCUCCCUAUGUGACAGCUAGCCUACGCAUAGGCAAGACUACCUCAACCUGACAUCUAAAACAAGGAGAUUUUGGCAUCAAGGCAUAUCUGCACACACAAUAUUUAAGUUGGAGUCGAAGAGGAUUGCUUCAGAGAACUCGGCCAUACCCUCGGGAUUUCGCCAGAGUUGGGAGGACCCAGGGCUGUAGCCAUGCUCUCACUGGAUGAGCCGCUGGACCUGAAGCUUCCAAGGGGAUGUGUUAGUGAGAAGGACCACGACUCCAGGUCACCGCCCCUGAUACAUUCCCCCCCUUUGACAAAAAGAGCAAGACAGCUACGCAUGACGGAUGAUGGCACAGCUGUCAUCAUACUUUCAUCAUCUGCCUCACCACAAAGGGGUGGAGGUGCUGUGGUCCCCCAGGAGAAACCUGACCUUCAACCCCCCCCAGCUGUUGACCUCAGUGUGUCACCCUCUUCCCAACAGAUAUCCUGUUCUCCUGGAUUGACCAAUGGAAGGAAAGCAUCUCAUGUCUUCACUGACUCGCCUCAGAUACGGUAUGUAGAUGGAGGAGCCUCCUCUCAGGCUUUACAGUUUUUUGUUCCAAUUGGAGGAGGGGGUGGACUGCACCUCCCUUCCUCUGUGUUCGUUGGCCAACCGAAGGAGAAGUGGGGGUCUUCUGACCUCUCGGCGGAUGAGCAACUGGCCUGCCGGUGGAGGAAGUGCCACCUGCUCUUUGAUUCACUGCAGGAUUUGGUUGACCAUGUCAAUGACUUCCAUGUGAAGCCAGAAAAAGACUCUGGGUACUGCUGCCACUGGGAUGGAUGUGCUCGUAAAGGGCGAGGCUUCAAUGCUAGGUAUAAAAUGUUGAUACACAUCCGUACACACACCAAUGAGAAACCACACUGCUGCCCCACCUGCAACAAGAGUUUCUCACGCCUGGAGAAUCUCAAGAUACACAACCGCUCACAUACAGGAGAGAAGCCAUACAUUUGUCCAUACGAGGGUUGCAACAAACGUUACUCCAACUCCAGCGACCGCUUCAAGCACACACGUACGCACUACGUGGACAAGCCCUACUACUGCAAGAUGGUGGGCUGUCUGAAACGCUACACUGACCCAAGCUCCUUGCGCAAGCAUAUCAAAGCCCAUGGGCAUUUUGUGGCCCAGGAAUCCCCUGCAUCGGGUACCAUUGGGUCCUUGCUUAAAGGAGUACAGAUCGGGGGUCUAGGUGCAGGGACAGGUAUGAGGAAAGAGUCAGAGCUCUCAUAUAUCAGCAGGGCUCAUAUCAUCAUUCCAGGUUCAGCAGCUGCUUUUCUGGGCGGACACGGGCUUCAGGGGAUGGGGGGAUCGCUUCCUAUCACCUCCCUGAGUCCCAGACCGCUGGAUCUCAGCACAUUGGGUUGCCCCAGCUCUUCCCAAGCUGGCUUAGGGGGAGCCUCGUUCCUGUCCCUCAGUGGCUCCUCGCUUGGGCUGGGAAAAGCACCCUUCUUAUCCGCAGGGUUCCCCUCUCCUCCGCUAGGGCUGCCUAUGGUGCACAUACCAGGUACUGAGAGGGGAAGCAUGGGGGCAGGGCCGUAUGGGGAGGAGAGAGAAGAGGAACUAGAGGCAGGUGGCGUGCUUAAUCUCUCCACAGGGGCUUCACAUGACCCAUUGUCCUGGGUGGUCAUCCCGUCUGGCACAGUAGUGCUCAAACCAGCAGUGGUCAAUUGACUCACACAUCCAUAAACAGACACACAUUUAAACGCACAUUCCAUAAGAGAAAAGGAGUCGUCAUUUUGGAGGGUUAGGAGGUGGGAGGUGCUCAAUCAGGAGAGGACAGUUUUACAAUGUUCAAUGGUCGCUGUUUUCAGCAAACCUGUCUAUCAAAGCUAUACUUUCCUCUGUAUGUCACAUCUUUCUCCUAAUGAAAAUAUUUGGGACCAGUUUUGCACAUUUUGUUGUACAAUGCAGACACCUGCACCUCCCAUCCCAAAGCCCCUUCGUCAAUCUGUUCUAGUUUUUUUUUACAACGUACCCCUCUCAUCUACUUCAGUCAUUAAGAGUGUUUGCUCACACUCAGUGUUGAGUUUGUACGAGACGACAGUGUGUGCCGUGCCUUCAUGGCUCACAAGAAAUGGUCUUGAAUGACUGCAGUUCUAUCGCUUUUUCUUGAAGGCAAAGUGAUUGCACAGUGCAUAUGCUUAAGACCUAGAGACAGAACUGAAUAUCAGAGAUUCUUAGCUGCCUGCAACCUUAUUCCUCAGUGACAUUAGUGCUUGUCUCAGAGAUAGAAGCCUUAGCAUGCAGUUAUGUUAGAACCAUGUGAUAGUCUUGCGGGGGCAGGCAUGACCUCAGCAUUUCAUGAUGAGAGUGUAUGUCUGCGGACUAGUUCAAAUUCUCUCCCCAAUAUCAAUGAGAGUAGAUACGAACAAGACUGUAGGUUAAAAUCCACCUACAAGCCCCUCUCAGUUUUGCUCUUUUUUUGUUUAAGCUCUGCCCUCAGAAGAUGUUGUUUUUGGUCAGAAUAUUUCAAAACCACUAAAUAUGCUGGUCAUUCCUUUUCACAUUAACAUGAAACUCUACCAUGGUUGUCUCUAGCCAUAUAUUGUAACACAGGUCCGACCCCGCAAGAUUAGCACUAUGGUUGUGGAGAGGACGUCAUUCUCUGAGGUUAACUGCUGAGAGAAAGUAAGAAUUAGAACAUUUCAUAUUGGACAAAGGAGAGAGGCUAUAUUUCUUUAAUACUCACCUGUCACAGGUACAUGCACACUCUGCCUCAGUUACAGGGUCUGCUAAGGUGCUAAUGCACUUGCUGCUAACCUCUCUCUCGAACUGACCAUUAUACGUUUGUUUACUCAUCAACAAUAUAUAAUAAGGAACUGUUAAAAACUGACAAUCGGCUUAAACCGGGCAUGAACACUGUGGACCAGAUAAUCAUGCAGCCUUAAACAGCGUGUGUUUUACUCUCACCAGUUUAGGUACUGGGGUUCACACAAACCCCUCAAGCACUUGUGUAGCUGCUUUCCCAGGCUGGUGGGCCCUCGCCACACCUUCUGCUGGCUGCUGCUCCAGUUGGUUAAACUCUCCCAAAAACCCUUCGGCUGGUGAACUACCACAAUGGGGGCUUCAUCGGAAAGAGGUUAAUUUGUGCUCCUUGACGUGAAAUCAUCACUGACUAAAUCAGUUGUAUAAAUUUGGGGGACCGUUCAGUAAAUGUGGGCAUUUUUGAGAAUAUUUGGUGAAUUUAAAAUUUUACUUGAAAUUCAUUCUAGAAGAUAGUUGCACCAUCUGCUUAUUGACACACUUUUGUGCCAAAUGCUUUAAAAUGAAGCAUUCAGUUAAGAACACAUUCUCAGUACAAGACUUGUUCCGUAAACCUACACAUAUAGCAUAGUUAUACCACUAUAGUUUAUGUGCGAUUAAACUACAGCCUAGAACCGACCCAACCACCUACUUACAACUAAACUAAAUUGCUGCUUUGUAUCUUGAAAGCAUACAAAAUACAGACCCCUCGACUGGCCAUUGCAAGCCAAGAUCAGUAUUCUUUGUGUUGAGUACAUGCCUGAAGGCAACUCUAUAUUUUGAAUAGCAGCAAAAGCCGGUGCUAAGAAGGCUGACCUAGACAUGUUUUGUGAUCAAAUUUAUAUGUAACAUUUUCUAAAUGGCCCUGGGAGAUUAAAGAAGCAGUACAUUCCACACCCACCUCCCAACACAUACAUACUGAGUUCGUCAACAGUGUUGACUUUAUUGAUGUUUUGAUUUUUGCAAUAAUUUAGUUGGACGAGACAUUUUUAUGAUGUUGAAGUUGCUUUUAUUUACUUUGUCUGAACUAUUGCACACUGCCUCCAGCUUUUUCCAUUGUGAGUGUGUGUGUUUGUGUAUUUAUGUAUCCACAGUAAGUAACAGGUGUUCAUUGCUAUAGUUUUUGAAAAUGACCUUGCAAAAUACUUUCUCUGCUGUAACUAUUUAGGGACAUGAUCCAAACAGUUUUUCUCAUGUCACUGAACACAUGUACUGGUGCUGCUUGGGGUCCGCUAAAACAUCUAGAUACUGUGACCUAUUAAUCAGUGCCUAACCCAUACGCCACUCAUACCCCCUCCCACCGGCGCACAAAGAGCAACAGUUCAGGCCUCCCACUCCUGAAGCAAAUGGGUGAAAAGAGAGGGAGGAAGGGAGGCAUUUAUUCCCAUCAGCCCUUGCUUCUAGUGAGUGCUUGUCUGGGCCGCUCUGGGGGUGGUGUGAGUGCCAGCUCUCAUGUGCUGGUCGGCUAAACUAGGCCACUAAACUGUCUGCCCUCAAACGGCUUUUCUGUUGGCUCUCUGUUUAAGUAAAAAGCAUGCCUGAACUCUUUGCCCUGGACAAAAUAGUUCUGCAGAGAACACACACACACACACACACACACACACACACACACACACACACACACACAGUAAACAAACACAAGAAUAUCAAGCUGGCUGCAACUAUGUACAGGGGCCAUUUUGGUACAAGAGGAAAAUUGCCUCUGCAAAGAGACAGAACUUCUAGCUAACUAGCCUCUGUACUCCCCCUCCCCUCAGAUACCUAAAGAGGUUCAAGGCUACACCCUUGGAGAGAGUUCAAUACAGGAUACCGCUUCCUGUAUUACAUGGGUAUGAUGUCAGCAGGAGCAGUAGACUAUGUAAGCUCCUAACCAUCUUAUAUAUGAGCAUUCUGCCCUCUUAUGGAGAAAGCUGGUGACGACACCUAUGCUGCAUGGAAUUGCUCAACACACACACACACACACACACACACACACUGAAAGCUGAUGGCAAUGUUGACACAGAUCCUUUACUGGAUCCACAGUUUCAUAUAAAAUAAGCUGUUUGACAUAUUAACCCUUUGAGCACUCUCUGACUGGCCCUACAUAGAUCUUCUUUAAAAGACCCCUGCACACGCAUUAGCAAUUUUAGGACACUGCAAAGCAGUUUACUGUGAAUGGAAAACCAGUGCCUCUGAAGAGACCUUUGAAUCGAAAUGUUCUCCUAAUAAUAGACUGAGGAACCCUGGACUGGAAAUUUUCUCCAAAAGAGCAGAUUUCACACCAUGAAUUCUGAAUGGCUUAGUUUGUGAACAAUUCUGAUUUACGGUUGUGAGGGGACAGAAUGUGCCUUUAAUUCAUCCACAUCCUCCUUAUGGUAUAAUUAUAGCCUCAACAGGUUAUCUAGAUCAGAGGCAUUUGAACUGUGCAAGACCAGUCACACUGGAGAAGCUUCACAGGGCUCUACAUAGCAAUGCCUAGAUGCAAUGGUGGGUUUUAGUGUUCUCUUAAACCAGGGGAGAUGCCUUACUGGUGUAGGCCAGAGGUGCACAAAGGGUUACUGAUAGACUAUGGCCAGAUAAGGCCAGUAUUCAAUUUCUUUUGCACAUUUUGAAAUCUUUAAAUAACAGUAUUUUAUUUUCUCAAAGUGCCUUUUGUUGUAAGUGAAAUAUAGAGAAAAUACAGUAUAUGAAAAAUGAAUAUAUGGAUAAAUAUCUAUUUUCCUGGGGUCAUGUCGCAAGAACGAACAUGCAAAAUGUAAGAUGUAAAAGUCCAUAGUUAGUACAAAAUAACUAUGUGCUCCUGUCUUAGUGAUUUUAUUACAAUACUGAUAGUGUCAUAAGAGUAAAAAAUGUUUAAUAAAGUUGCAUUUGAUA
Molecule: messenger RNA, 6270 nt
Organism: Clupea harengus (Atlantic herring)
Lineage: Eukaryota; Metazoa; Chordata; Actinopteri; Clupeiformes; Clupeidae
Gene: glis2b
Product: GLIS family zinc finger 2b
Biological process (GO): regulation of transcription by RNA polymerase II
Cellular component (GO): nucleus
Molecular function (GO): DNA-binding transcription factor activity, RNA polymerase II-specific; RNA polymerase II cis-regulatory region sequence-specific DNA binding
Source: RefSeq, a predicted model, not a curated record